AUGGCUCUGUCAACAGGCCAUGUGGCCAGCCAACUGAGGCACCUAGUUUACUACCACCUUGACAACAAUCUCAUUCGCAACGCGCUCUUUCUCGCCGGACGUCUUCAUGCCUACGAACCACGAUCAUUCGAAGCCCAGUACCUACUUUCGCUGUGCCACCUGCAUAAUGGAGAGGUCAAAGCCGCAUUGGAGUGCAGCCAGGGUUCUGGAUCGCGCGGUCUACAUGUGGGCUGUGCAUAUGUCUAUGCGCAAGCUUGUUUGGAUCUGGGGAAAUACCUGGAUGGUGUGACUGCCCUGGAGCGGAGUAAAUCUCUCUGGGCGUCAAAAAACCAUUGGAACAAACACAGUGAAACUCAAAGACAGCAUCUUCCAGAUGCAGCUGCAGUCUUCUGUCUGCUGGGGAAGCUAUGGCAUGCACACAAGGAUUUGAACAAAGCAGUAGACUGCUAUGUGGAUUCCUUGAAACUGAAUCCAUUCAUGUGGGAUGCUUUUUUGGGGCUUUGUGCAACAGGCGUCAAUAUCCGCGUCCCUAAUAUCUACCAACUUAACCCAGAACUACUUGCCAUCAUCUCAACCUCUCCUAACGAUCUAGACUCUGUUCACGGUCUCGGUCAAUCUUCACCAACUGAAGGGUUUUUCCCUACUCAAACAAUUGGAGCUACGACCACAGAUCCCUUUAUGGUUGUUACAUCACAGACUGAAGCUGAUUCUACAUAUGGAAGCUCUGCUCUCUGGGGGAAGCUCAAUGGAAGCUCCGUUAGCGUGGCAUCGGCAGUGCCACCGAUGAAGCAUGAGGGGAUGGAAACCCCAAGCGGUCCAAGCAGUGGCUCAGACGAUUUCCGUAUUGCAAAUGGUGUCACCGAUCCAGAAUCCUCAUGGGAGCCACCCUUGGCGCCUGCAAGGAAAAAUCGGACAAUUCAGACGAUGAGCCUAGACCAGACAAGUCAACCUCCACCCAGAAUGCGACCAACUGGGAUUCGACCGAGGAUCAAACCAAGAACAGAGCCAGAAGAACCUCCUUUUGUCCCGUCAGACAGAGAUCCCCCGCCUGCUCCGCGAAUUGGGGAUCGAAAACGCACAGUUUCUGGCCAAGUUGCUCACCCCCUUCCUCCUCAGCCGAUUGAGCCUGGUGCUCCCCAACGGCGCAGUGUGAGGUUAUUCAAUCAGAUUAAACCCACGACUAGUAAACUCUCGAACUCCACCCUGAUGGGCAGAGAUGGCCGCGAGGUGAAAAAGGUCAGAAGUGGGAACACUAAAGGUCGAACUGCAACAACAUCCACAGUGGGCCGUGUGGUGAGUGGCAAUCGAAAACCUAUGGAGUCGACCGAUCACGAUGGCAAGGAACCUCGUGCUGCGUCAGUUCCGUCUACUUCUGUUCCUCCUCUCCCUAAAAAUGCCGAAAAAACUAAAGAACUUGAGGCUCUGAAUUGGCUUCUUGGACUGUUCACAAAAUUAGCAUCUGGAUAUUGCGCAUUGUCACGGUACAAAUGUCCCGAUGCAAUCCAGCAUUUCAAUUCAUUAUCCCAGGGUCAACGAGAGACUCCUUGGGUUUUGGCUCAGCUUGGCCGAGCUUACUUUGAACAAGCGAUGUAUGCAGAGUCUGCCAAAUACUUCGCUCGCGUCCAGAACUUGGCACCUUCCCGCAUUGAAGAUAUGGAAAUCUAUUCGACCGUUCUUUGGCAUUUGAAGAAUGACGUUGAGCUCGCAUACCUUGCCCACCAGUUGCUGGAGUCUGAUCGACUGUCUCCCCAGGCUUGGUGCGCUAUUGGCAAUUCAUUUUCCCAUCAGCGGGACCACGAUCAAGCCCUAAAAUGCUUCAAGCGUGCUACCAUGUUGGAUCCUGAAUUUGCCUAUGCCUUCUCCCUCCAAGGCCACGAAUACGUGGCCAAUGAAGAAUAUGACAAAGCUCUGGAUGCCUAUCGCCAUGGUAUCAACGCAGACAACCGUCACUACAACGCCUGGUACGGAUUGGGCACAGUUUAUGAUAAGAUGGGCAAGCUCGAUUUUGCUGAGCAACACUUCCGCAAUGCGGCUUCUAUCAAUCCCACUAAUGCGGUCCUCAUUUGCUGCAUUGGUUUGGUCAUGGAGAAGAUGAAUAACCCGAAGAGUGCCCUGGUUCAUUACGAACGAGCUUGCUCAUUGGCACCGCACUCCGUUCUAGCCCGAUUCCGCAAAGCUCGUGUAUUGAUGAAGCUGCGCGAAUUUAAAUUUGCAUUGGGCGAGCUCAAAGUCCUCAAGGAUAUGGCACCCGAUGAGGCUAACGUACACUUUUUGCUCGGCCGACUGUACAAAAUGCUUCGCGACAAAGCUAAUGCCAUUAAACACUUCACUACGGCCUUGAAUUUGGACCCGAAGGCUGCCCAAUUCAUCAAGGACGCAAUGGAGUCGUUGGACGAUGAUGAUAUGGACGAUGACGACAUAGCAUGA
This is a messenger RNA of Penicillium macrosclerotiorum, 2427 nucleotides long. Its product is annotated as anaphase promoting complex subunit bimA. The record is from RefSeq and is a predicted model, not a curated record. NCBI's taxonomy places the organism in Eukaryota, Fungi, Ascomycota, Eurotiomycetes, Eurotiales, Aspergillaceae. The transcript is spliced from 4 exons. Gene Ontology annotation, biological process: cell division. The coding region runs from base 1 to 2427 and encodes 808 amino acids. Gene Ontology annotation, molecular function: protein binding.